This is a messenger RNA of Oncorhynchus keta (chum salmon), 10523 nucleotides long. RefSeq names its product polypyrimidine tract-binding protein 3-like. The record is from RefSeq and is a predicted model, not a curated record. Gene Ontology annotation, biological process: regulation of RNA splicing; mRNA processing. Gene Ontology annotation, molecular function: mRNA binding. The coding region runs from base 44 to 1630 and encodes 528 amino acids. NCBI's taxonomy places the organism in Eukaryota, Metazoa, Chordata, Actinopteri, Salmoniformes, Salmonidae. The transcript is spliced from 13 exons. Gene Ontology annotation, cellular component: nucleus.
AUCUGAGAAGCCUCUUUCUUCUGCUGUCCUCUGCCAUACUACCAUGAGCACUUCUACUCCAUCCACAGCUAAUGGCAACGAUAGCAGACAGUUUAAAGGAGAUCGUUCUCCCUGUGGUCCUUCCCGAGUCCUCCACGUCCGCAAGGUUCCCAUCGAGGUGUCUGAGGCUGAGCUCAUCUCUCUAGGAGUCCCUUUCGGUAGAGUCACUAACCUGUUGAUGCUCAAAGGGAAAAACCAGGCUUUUAUAGAAAUGGCUUCAGAGGAGGCAGCGAUCACCAUGGUGAACUACUACACCACAGCAACACCUCACAUACGCAACCAGCCAGUCUACAUCCAGUACUCCAACCACCGCGAGCUCAAGACAGACAACCUGCCCAAUCAGGGGAGAGUUCAGGCAGCAUUGCAGGCAGUCAAUGCAGUGGCGUUGGGUGGUUCAGCAUCUGGCGGUGACGGAACCCUGAUGCCAGGACAGAGCCCCGUGCUGCGCAUCAUCGUAGAAAACCUCUUCUACCCUGUAUCUCUGGAGGUGCUACACCAGAUCUUCUCUAAGUUCGGGACGGUGCUGAAGAUCAUCACUUUCACCAAGAACAACCAGUUCCAGGCCCUGCUACAAUAUGCUGACCCGAUGAAUGCCCACCACGCCAAAGUGACUUUAGAUGGCCAGAACAUCUAUAACGCGUGCUGUACUCUGCGUGUGGAGUUCUCCAAGCUGACCAGCCUGAAUGUGAAAUACAACAACGACAAAAGCCGAGAUUUCACCCGCCUGGAUCUUCCCUCUGGAGAUGGACAACCUACCAUGGACCCUGCCUUGACUGCCGCCUUCGGUCCUCCAGGUAUCAUCUCUUCGCCUUACGCUGGGGCAGCAGGUUUUGGCCCCGCGAUCGGGUUCCCCCAAGCAGUAGGCCCGCCCUUUGACCUGCUAUCGUGCGUGCCCCCAGGUCUGUCCAUGCACACGAUGACCGGCGCUCUGGGACCCCUCGCCAUGCCCGGCUCAGUCUCGGGACGGAUGACCCUACACGGCAUGGCCCCCAUCGCUGUCCACGCCGUUCUCCUCGUCUCCAACCUCAACCCUGAUAGCAUAUCACCACAUGGACUGUUCAUCCUAUUUGGGGUGUAUGGUGAUGUGCAUCGGGUCAAGAUUCUGUUCAACAAGAAAGAGAAUGCCUUAAUCCAGAUGGCCGACGCUACUCAGGCUCAGCUUGCAAUGUCCCACCUGAACGGCCAGCGGCUGCACGGCAAGGUGAUCAGAGUGACCAUCUCUAAGCACCAGACGGUCCAGCUGCCCAGGGAGGGACAGGAAGACCAGGGCCUCACGAAAGACUUCAGCGGCUCCCCGCUACACCGCUUCAAGAAGCCUGGAUCCAAGAACUUUCAGAACAUCUUCCCUCCCUCUGCCACCCUCCAUCUAUCCAACAUCCCUCCAUCUAUAACAGAUGACAUCCUGAAGGAGCUGUUUGCUGGGACUGGAUACACAGUCAAGGCCUUCAAGUUCUUCCAGAAGGACCGUAAGAUGGCUCUGAUCCAGUUGGGUUCAGUGGAGGAGGCCAUCCAGGCCCUGAUCGACCUCCACAACCACGACCUGGGAGAGAACCAUCACCUCCGCGUGUCCUUCUCCAAGAGCACCAUCUGACCCGCCUCACCCAGCUCCCCCAGCUCCCCCACCCCCAGGGCCUCGCUCCUGGGCUGGGCUAACCCCAUGCCCCCCCACCUCCACCCCCAGGGCCUCGCUCCUGGGCUGGGAUAACCCCAUGCCCCCACCCCCCACCCACCCCUAGCCCCUGUUGGGAGUGACGGACAGAAACACCCACUUUUACUUAAAACAAACAACAGACAAUGAACUAGUUUAGAUGAUAUUGUUGUGUAAUAGACUACUGUAACACAAGGCCUUCAGACAAAGACUGAUAUAGACACAGAGCUGAAGUAGGCUGGAAGGAGAGCUGGUCGAUUGAUUCAGGGCAUAAAGUACAAAGGUGAUGUGGGCUGACAUGGUGCAUCAGUGCAUCCUUUACCUGGCAUUCGAGGACCCUAAUCCAGGGAGAGACUAGACCCCAACCCAGGGAGAGACUAGACCCCAACCCAGGGAGAGAUUAGACCCUAAUCCAGGGAGAGAUUAGACCCUAAUCCAGGGAGAGACUAGACCCUAAUCCAGGGAGAGACUAGACCCUAAUCCAGGGAGAGGCUAGACCCUAAUCCAGGGAGAGACUAGACCCUAAUCCAGGGAGAGACUAGACCCUAAUCCAGGGAGAGACUAGACCCUAAUCCAGGGAGAGACUAGACCCUAAUCCAGGGAGAGGCUAGACCCUAAUCCAGGGAGAGACUAGACCCUAAUCCAGGGAGAGACUAGACCCUAAUCCAGGGAGAGACUAGACCCCAACCCAGGGAGAGACUAGACCCUAAUCCAGGGAGAGACUAGACCCUAAUCCAGGGAGAGACUAGACCCUAAUCCAGGGAGAGACUAGACCCUAAUCCAGGGAGAGAUUAGACCCUAAUCCAGGGAGAGACUAGACCCCAACCCAGGGAGAGAUUAGACCCUAAUCCAGGGAGAGACUAGACCCCAACCCAGGGAGAGACUAGACCCCAACCCAGGGAGAGACUAGACCCCAACCCAGGGAGAGAUUAGACCCUAAUCCAGGGAGAGACUAGACCCUAAUCCAGGGAGAGACUAGACCCUAACCGAGGGAGAGACUAGACCCUAAUCCAGGGAGAGACUAGACCCCAACCCAGGGAGAGACUAGACCCUAACCCAGGGAGAGAUUAGACCCUAACCCAGGGAGAGGCUAGACCCUAAUCCAAAUCAAAUGGAAAUAAAUGUAUUUAUUUAUAUAGCCCUUCGUACAUCAGCUGAUAUCUCAAAGUGCUGUACAGAAACCCAACCUAAAACCCCAAACAGCAAGCAAUGCAGGUGUAGAAGCACGGUGGCUAGGAAAAACUCCCUAGAAAGGCCAAAACCUAGGAAGAAACCUAGAGAGGAACCAGGGUAUGUGGGGUGGCCAGUCCUCUUCUGGCUGUGCCGGGUGGAGAUUAUAACAGAACAUGGCCAAGAUGUUCAAAUGUUCAUAAAUGACCAGCAUGGUCGAAUAAUAACAAGGCAGAACAGUUGAAACUGGAUCCAGGGAGAGACUAGACCCUAACCCAGGGAGGGACUAGACCCCAACCCAGGGAGAGACUAGACCCCAACCCAGGGAGAGAUUAGACCCUAACCCAGGGAGAGACUAGACCCUAAUCCAGGGAGAGACCCUAAUCCAGAGAGAGACUAGACCCUAAUCCAGGGAGAGACUAAACCCUAACCCAGGGAGAGACUAAACCCUAAUCCAGGGAGAGACUAGACCCUAACCCAGGGAGAGACUAGACCCUAACCCAGGUAGAGACUAGACCCUAAUCCAGGGAGAGACUAGACCCUAACACAGGGAGAGACUAGACCCUAAUCCAGGGAGAGACUAGACCCUAACCGAGGGAGACUAGACCCUAAACCGAGGGAGAGAAUAGACCCUAACCGAGGGAGAGACUAGACCCUAACCCAGGGAGAGACUAGACCCUAACCCAGGGAGAGACUAGACCCUAAUCCAGGGAGAGACUAGACCCUAAUCCAGGGAGAGACUAGACCCUAACCCAGGGAAAGAGAUACUCAACGCUCUUUGGAGUCUUCUGCCCAGUCUGUCACCCCGUCACCCACCCAGCCACUGACCCACCUACAGUCCCGGAGUGAGACUCCUCUAGCUGUGCUGCAUUGUUACAACUGAAGCCCCUUCUCCGUAACCAACAGCACACCACGCGUUAUGUGGCGGUGUACCGUUAGACUGGUUUCUCUUCAGUGGGAUGACUUAUUAACAGAUGAUUUACCUGAUGAGUCUGAGACGCUGUUCCAUUAACAGGUAUCGUCACGGAUACGGAGAAAGGGCGGUUGGCUGAUGAAGCUGGGUGCCAGUAGCGGCGACCCUCCUCCUGACCAAUGAACUGCCUCCAUUUUAAGUAGCGUUGGAAUGUCGAGCGAGGGGGACCAAUGAUCAGGCCCCCUCCUCUGUGACAUAAUGGUGACAUCAUCACGGUGCGACACUGAGUCUCAGAGCAGCUCAGCUAAACAUGACCACCACACCACUCAGAUCACCAUGACAACUACACACCUGUUUUGCUUUGUUUUACAGUGUAUCAGUGGUUUUCAUUGAAAUGUAAACAGAAAGAAAACCAUUCAAAGCAGAAUGGGCAAAUCUUCUUGCACCUUCAUUUCUCUGUUUACUGUGCAGAGUCCUUGGACCAGACCAGACCAGGAAGUACAGUAGACUACAAUAGACUACAGUACAGUAGACUGCAGUAGAGUCCAGUAUACUACAGUAGAGUACGAUAGACUACAGUACAGUAGACUACAGUAGAGUACAGUAGAGUACAGUUAGGUACAGUAAUGACCUGUGAAUAAUAGGCAAAGUAAUGGUGAACUUAAUUGCUUUUAUUUGGCCCUGUAGCUAUCUACCUGUAGAUGAGGUGUGUCUACCUGUAGAUGAGGUCUAUCUACCUGUAGAUGAGGUGUGUCUACCUGUAGCUGAGGUCUAUCUACCUGUAGCUGAGGUCUAUCUACCUGUAGAUGAGGUCUAUCUACCUGUAGCUGAGGUGUGUCUACCUGUAGAUGAGGUGUGUCUACCUGUAGCUGAGGUCAAUCUACCUGUAGCUGAGGUCUAUCUACCUGUAGAUGAGGUCUAUCUACCUGUAGAUGAGGUCUAUCUACCUGUAGCUGAGGUGUGUCUACCUGUAGCUGAGGUCAAUCUACCUGUAGAUGAGGUCUAUCUACCUGUAGAUGAGGUCUAUCUACCUGUGGCUGAGGUCAAUCUACCUGUAGAUGAGGUCUAUCUACCUGUGGCUGAGGUCAAAUCUACCUGUAGCUGAGGUCUAUCUACCUGUAGCUGAGGUGUGUCUACCUGUAGAUGAGGUGUGUCUACCUGUAGCUGAGGUCAAUCUACCUGUAGCUGAGGUCUAUCUACCUGUAGAUGAGGUGUGUCUACCUGUAGAUGAGGUCUAUCUACCUGUAGAUGAGGUCUAUCUACCUGUAGAUGAGGUCUAUCUACCUGUGGCUGAGGUCAAUCUACCUGUAGAUGAGGUCUAUCUACCUGUGGCUGAGGUCAAUCUACCUGUAGCUGAGGUCUAUUUAGCUGUAGCUGAGGUCUAUCUGCCUGUAGAUGAGGUCUAUCGACCUGUAGAUGAGGUCAAUCUACCUGUGGCUGAGGUCUAUCUACCUGUAGAUGAGGUCUAUCUACCUGUAGCUGAGGUCUAUCUACCUGUGGCUAAGGUCAAUCUACCUGUAACUGAGGUCUAUCUACCUGUAGAUGAGGUGUAUCUACCUGUAGCUGAGGUCUAUCUACCUGUAGAUGAGGUGUAUCUACCUGUAGAUGAGGUGUGUCUACCUGUAGCUGAGGUGUAUCUACCUGUAGAUGAGGUCUAUCCAGGUCAGAUCAGACUGAACCAGGCUAACUGGACCACACCAGACUGCACAUCUCUGCUGAGAGUGGUGGACAUAUGAAUGUGAAUACUGGAGGCAUCAUUAAAAAAAUGCCACCCAAUUCCCUAUAUAGUGCACUACUUUUGACCAGAGCCAUAUUCCCUAAGGGCCUGGUCAAAUGUAGGCCACUAUAAACAAAUGGGUUGGUGUUUAGGACGCAGGCCCUGUCUGUCUGUCUGUCUGUCUGUCUGUCUGUCUGUCUCUGUCUGUCUGUCUGUCUGUCUCUGUCUGUCUGUCUGUCUGUCUGUCUGUCUGGUGCUGCCGUGGUGUAGCCUUAACAUUCCAAGGAGGGUCAUGUGACCUCCUGAGUAGCAUUAUGGGUAAUUAUUAGCACUGUGUUUGUGUCAUCCAACCUCAGCCGAAGUUAUGUCUCGUAAUCUCCAGGGGAAAAGUAAAAACAAAACAAACAUGAUUUAGUUUAAGUUUAUUACAACGCAAGGCAAGAGAUGGUGUUAUACUUAACAGUUACUGUACCUUAAGCAAAACAACUGCAAACCCUUCCAAAAAAAAUAAGAAAAAGAUUUUGAAGUUUACAGUCUUAACAGAACCCAAUUAUUCAGGUAUCUAUAUAUCUUUUAAAAAAAAGGCUUUUUUUGGAAGAAGAAGAGAAGAAAAAGAACAUGACUUAUUUUUGGUAAUUUGUUAUUUUUUAUGAAAGAGAAAACGAAUCUGAAACCUCACUGGGUUUUUGUACCACUAUAAUCAUAUAAGAAAUCACGAGAGAGCUAAACAUCAUAUUCACUCUGGAUCCACUUCAGUUGUUAUUACGUGCCUUCUAAUCUAAUGUUUUAGACAGCGUCUGAAAUGGCUCCCUAUCCCCUAUGUGGUACACCCUUACUACUUUACAGUAGUGCACUAUUAGAGAAUAGGGUGCAAUUUCAGACACAGACAAUAUCUUAUGUACUAUCUAGUGGGAUUGGUGAGAGGGUUGAUUUAAUUCACUUGUUGUUGGUUUUUUUUUCAUGUAGAGAAAUGUAGACGUGUUUCUUAAUGGGGGGGGGGUCCAUUGUAUUAUAUGGUUUCUGAAGUUAAUGCUUGGUUCUUUGAUUGCACUUCUUAAGAGACAAAUGAGCAGGAAACUGAAAUUACACAGUGUGUACUGUGGGCCUCUCCAUCCCUCUGUGUGUGUGUGUGUGUGUGUGUGUGUGUGUGUGUGUGUGUGUGUGUGUGUGUGUGUGUGUGUGUGUGUGUGUGUUAUGUAGUGUGUGUGUGUAGUGUUUGUAGUGUGUGUGUGUAUGUGUAUGUGUGUGUGUGUGUGUGUGUGUGUGUGUGUGUGUGUGUGUGUGUGUGUGUGUGUGUGUGUGUGUGUGUGUGUGUGUGCGUGUGUGUGUGUGUGUUAUGUAGUGUGUGUUUGUAGUUUGUAGUGUGUGUAUGUGUAUGUGUAUGUGUGUGUGUGUGUGUGUGUGUGUGUGUGUGUGUGUGUGUGUGUGUGUGUGUGUGUGUGUGUGUGUGUGUGUGUGUGUGUGUGUAAAACGUUUGACGCCAUAUUCAUUCUUCUUCACUUAUCUGUGACUUAACAGGACUGAUGAUCUGUUGUUACUGUUGUUACUGUUGUUACUGCCGUUACAUCUUCUAGACCGUUCUACAGCACCAUUUUCAGAACUAAUGCCUUUUGAUGCAGAAUGUAGCUCAGGUCAAAAACAUGGUAAACAAUCUUAAGUCAAUACUGACCGAGUUCUGUUUAGCAAAUCUGAUGAGGUCAAGUUAAUUUUUAUUUCUAAAGUAACCUACCCAAACCCUGUGUAUAAAUGUUAUUCCUCUGAUGGUAAGGCCCACAACACCCACUUAGGUCAUUUCAGGUUUUCCUUCAUUUUGCUAUUUUUGAGUGAAGCUGUAAGAGAACCUCCCAUCUGUGUGUUUUUGAGUCGUAAUCUUUAUUUGACUUGUUUCUCAUAUUAUUCAUGUUAGGGGUAUUUUGGUUGCCUGGUUUUUGAUCCGUACUGAUAUCUGUAGUGCAUUUUUUUUCUCUCUUUUAAAGGUGAACUGGUUGUCUGUCACUCUGCUUUUCAUAACAACAGGUGUUUGAGUCUGCAGAAAGCCCUGAGAAUGUGUGUCUGAAAUAACACCCUAUUCCCUAUAUAAUGCAUUACUUUUUUUUUUUUACGGAGCCACAGGAGUCCCCCCUGGCACUGACCUCGACCCCAAGUUUUUUGGGUGCAUCAAAAGUAGUGCCCGGUAUAGGGAAUAGGGUCCAAUAAUGCUGUGGUAUCUGAGGGCUGGUUCAGACCGUGAACCUCGUAUAAACCACCAUACUGGUUAUUGAUGCUGCGCUUCAUGUAACACCCUGGACCAGAGCUAGUCUCCGCUGAGCUGCCUUUGUCGUGGUCUUCAUCAUACUCCUAUUUCUGUGGAUCGACUCUCUCACGUCUAAAAGCGAUGUCGUUUAAAACAUUUUCAUUUGUGAACAGGAAAGAAGCCGGCUGACUGUAAAGCCUUCUGUAUCAUCAUGAAAGCUGGUAAUUCUAGAAUGUCUGAACGUUCUAGGUCUCUGAAUGUUCUAGAAUGUUUGAACGUUCUAGGUCUCUGAAUGUUCUAGAAUGUCUGAAUGUUCUAGGUCUCCCAAAUGGCACCCUAUUCCCUACAUAGCGCACUACUUUUGACCAGAGCCUACGGUCCCUGUAUAGGGAAUAGGGUUGCAUUUGGGACGCUUCCACAGUCAUGCCUUAACUCAGGCAGCGUAGUUCAGCCAUGAUGACAGACUUUUCUUUUCAAUUGUGAUUAACAUUUUGCUUUUACAUUAUCAAAUGUUUUUUAUACCGAAGAGUCACAAACAACAGAAACAAACAGGACCAAAGUUGAUGUGCCUUUCAUUGAUCUGUUAUUCAUGCCCUGGUUCCCUCAUCCAUCACUAUUGUUUAAAUUAAAGACCAUCAUCCCCUGGUUCCCUCAUCCAUCACUAUUGUUUAAAUUACAGACAGUUAUCCCCUGGUUCCCUCAUCCAUCACUAUCGUUUAAAUUAAAGACCGUCAUCCCCUGGUUCCCUCAUCCCAUCACUAUUGUUUAAAUUAAAGACCGUCAUCCCCUGGUUCCCUCAUCCAUCACUAUCGUUUAAAUUAAAGACCGUCAUCCCCUGGUUCCCUCAUCCAUCACUAUCGUUUAAAUUAAAGACCGUCAUCCCCUGGUUCCCUCAUCCAUCACUAUCGUUUAAAUUAAAGACCGUCAUCCCCUGGUUCCCUCAUCCCAUCACUGUCGUUUAAAUUAAAGACCGUCAUCCCCUGGUUCCCUCAUCCCAUCACUAUCGUUUAAAUUAAAGACUGUCAUUGCUGAAGACGAGGUCAUUGGCUCUCUCAAAACAGGGGUAAAGUAAGUUAUACAUUUCAGUCCAAAUAUAAUUUACAACAUUUUGACAGGAAUCUAUAUUAAGGGAGCCCAUUCCUAGCCUGGUUAACCCAGACUGAAACAGUGAAACGUAAUGAAACAUAAUGAAAUCAGGUUGGAUUCCAGGCUAGCCCAUCGAUUCCCACAGACUCACGUAAUAAAACGCAAAAAAAAAAACAAAAAAAAAAUGUACCUUUAGCUUUACUUUGAGUUGUACAAGAAGACAACACAUGAAUUGAAACCAAAGGAGCUGAACCCUCUUAUUACAACAACCAAUCAUAGUGUAGCGACCCUCACUGGACCGGGGUUCGAGUCCUGGCCGGGGAUAUCCCCCCCAGCCCCCCUGAGUUUACUACAAUAGUGUUACUUUAAUAGUGACUUUUCCUGUCAAUAUCACUGAAUUAUAUGAGAGACAAAUGAUUGGAGAAGUGAAAUCGAUGUCCAGUUUCAUGAUUACUAAAGGGAGAGAUUUGACAUUUUAAACAGCCAUGUAGUUGCACAGAGCUCAGUCAGAGGGCUACAUCCAAGACGGCACCCUUAUCUCUACGCAGUGCACUACUUUUUAUGACCUGAGCCCUAUGGGCCCUGAACGUACGUUGUGCACUAUAUAGAGGAUAUGGUGUCAUUUGGGACACAGGAAAGUGUCUCAUCUGAUCUGAUUGAAUUGUUUUUCUCGUCUCUUUAAGGCACGUCUUGAUAAUAUAGCUUAUUUAUAGUUAAUAUUUCAAUGUUUCACGACCAAAAUAGACAACAAGAAAGUCUGUAUUUAAAAAUGUUCCCUUUUCAAACUUGGCCAAAAUGGUUAAUGAGAACAAGAAAGCUACAAAUAACAACAAUAACGAGAGACAUUAAAGUCCCAGUGCACUCCAAAACGUGAUUUACCUGUGUUUUGAUAUUUCCACGCUAUGAGGUUGGAAAAAUACUGUGAAAUUGCUAAAAUGAUGAUAAUACCCCUUUAGUGUAAGAGCUGUUUGAAAAGACUGCCUGAAAUGUCAGCCCGUUUUGGUGGGAUGGGAGUUUUAGCCUGCCUGGUGACAUCACCAGUUAAUAGACCAAUAAGAAAGAGUUCCAAACCUCUCUGCCAAUAACAGCUAGUUUUCAGUUUUCCCCUCCCCACUCAGACCACUCCCAGACAGUCCUAUCUAAAUUCUUACUUGUGAUAUUGCUCUUUGCUAAGAAGCUAUUUUUGUUUCUUUUUGAUAAUAUGAAUCACAGUUAGGUUCUUCAUUUUUACCCAGAAAUUAUUUGAUACUGAGAUUUAAACAUUUAAAAAAAAAACAGCUGCAUUGAACCUUCAACUGUUUGUUUGUUUUUUUUAAUAUAUAUUUAAAGAUGAACACAACAUGGAAAAAAACAACUUGUGUAUUUUGAUAUCAUACCAGGUUUGAUUUGUAAAGCAGUGUGUGUGACGUCGUGGGGAUGGAAGGUGGGGUGAGAAACAACAGGUUUCCUUAUGAGUUGAUGUCAUUUAAAUGCAAAUAGAAAAUUAAACUCUUAAAGAAACAUAUUUUAAAAUGUUUGUGGUGCAUGGUUGAAUGGAGUUUCUGUAUUUGAUAUAGAAACAUUUUCUUUUACAUUUUUCGAUUGAUUACUAUGAUUAUUAUAGAUAUUAUUAUAAGGAUUCUCAUUAUUACUAUUGCAUCAGAAUCUCUUCUUAUUUUUUUCCUAAAGCAACUUUAAUUGUAGCAUGCCUUGAAUAAAUGUCACGAUCUCUGCUUUC